CAGUGGUCCUGCAGCUCCCUCACGUACACGGUGCAGUCACAGUGAGGACAGCUCAGGAGACGGUCGACCCUCAGACAACUGUUACCUCCUCCACUGAAGUCCCAAAUCACAACCAUGGGGAAAGGAUGCAUCACAGUCACCAAGUAUUUUCUGUUCCUCUUCAACCUCCUCUUCUUUAUCUUCGGAGCCUUGAUCAUGGGCUUUGGACUCUGGGUUCUCUUUGAUAAUCAGAGCUUCAUUGCUGUGCUGCAGGAAUCAUCGCAUACAGUGAAAGUGGCUUCAUACAUACUGAUCGGAGUGGGUUCACUGUCGAUGGCCAUGGGCUUCUUCGGUUGCAUCGGAGCCAUCUACGAAAUCCGUUGUCUGCUGGGUCUGUACUUCACCUGCCUCCUGCUCAUCCUCAUCGCCCAGGUCACAGCUGGAGUCCUCAUUUACUUCCAGAGAGAGCCGUUGAAAUAUGAGAUGGCCAACAUCAUAAAGGGCAUGAUGAUCAACUACACCGGCGAGAACAGGACCACAGAGCACACAUGGGACUUCAUUCAGAGGACGAUGAAGUGCUGUGGAUGGACUGGUCCAGGAAACUGGUCUGAGAACCUUUUGAUCAUGAACAACUCUAAGAACCUUUACCCAUGUUCCUGUCGUAACGGGGAUCUGCCUGGCACGGACAUAGAGGAAGUCGGCAUGUGUGAGCACACGUCCAAACAGCUACCUGUCUACGAAACGGGCUGUAUCGUCAGCGUGGAGAAAUGGCUCCUGGACAACUGCGGCGUUAUUCUGGGAAUGUGUGUCGGCGUGGCAGUCGUGGAGCUCCUCGGGAUGAUUCUCUCCAUGUGUCUGUGCAAGAGCGUCGUCCAGGAAGAUUACACCAAAGUACCAAAGUACUGAGCUGAGGACAGAGCCAGCUUCACACCACGCACAGAUGGAGUGACUCUUUCUCUCUCCCUCGCUCUCUUCGUCUCACAUUCUUACACAAACACACACACACACAAAAUAAGACAGCUGUCUUUCCCCAUUUCAGCUUCUCCAGCCUCGACAGCUGUGCAAAUUUCUCACGCUCCACAUGUCGCACUCACCUCUCAAUCAAUGUUGACCCAGUUGUUGGACACAAGUUACCAUUGUUGUCUCAUCACGUGUUUUCUGAUGAAGCAUUUGUGAUUUUGGACAGUUUGAUACCAUGUAAAUUCAGGUGUUGUUGUGUUUUCCUCGGCUGACCUCAGAAAAGCGCUUAUCGUAGUAGUCGUAGUAGAGAGAGCACUUUAGUGACAUUUGGCGAAGCUGAGAGCUGAAGUACCUUGUGACUCCGGGGGACAGGGAGGGAGAUGAGAGCGAGGCGGGAGGGAGGGAGGAUGCGGGAGGGAGACACUCUGAAGGGUUAAUGCCACUCUGUGAUCCUGUAGCUGGUAUUUUUGGUUGCAGAGGGUGGAGGAGAGGCGCAGGGCAGGGCUGCUGCGGUGGAGGGUUUGGCUUCUGUCAUCAGGACCUUGUACUCAGUAGCCUUAAUAUUAACCUUCAUUUUCACCCACCGCCACCUCCUCCUCCUCCUCCUCCUCCUCCUCCUCCUCCUCC
This is a messenger RNA of Paralichthys olivaceus (Japanese flounder), 1566 nucleotides long. It is a transcript of the gene cd82b, whose product is annotated as CD82 molecule b. Gene Ontology annotation, cellular component: plasma membrane. NCBI's taxonomy places the organism in Eukaryota, Metazoa, Chordata, Actinopteri, Pleuronectiformes, Paralichthyidae. The record is from RefSeq and is a predicted model, not a curated record.